Molecule: messenger RNA, 2146 nt
Organism: Carassius carassius (crucian carp)
Lineage: Eukaryota; Metazoa; Chordata; Actinopteri; Cypriniformes; Cyprinidae
Exons: 2
Coding region: 78-1694 (538 amino acids)
Molecular function (GO): GTP binding; ATP hydrolysis activity
Source: RefSeq, a predicted model, not a curated record
CUGUUCUAGUUGUCAGUUUAGUUCUUUUUGUCAUCUGAAGAAGGACGGACUGUUCAACACAAGGAAUAUUACAAAAUAUGUCCAGCUUGGAACAAAGAAUGGAGAAUAUUGAUAAAAUCAUCAGUCAAAGUAGUGAAAUUGGAUUUUGUGUUCCUGCUCGAUAUAAUAUAAAUCCAAGAGUAGACCUUCAUGAUAAAUCUAAGCCAUAUAGACAAAAGACCUUUGGGGAGAGAAAUGACAACAAUAAACCUCAUAAAACCCUUCUGCUGGUGGGAGAAACAGGAACAGGAAAAACAACCCUGAUCAAUGUGAUGAUCAACUACAUGUUGGGUGUGAAGAGAGAAGACAAGGUUUGGUUUGAGAUCACGGAUGAGCUUCCGUCUGAACAGAUGACUGAUGAGCUCUCAGUUCAAAGUCAGACCUCCAGCAUCACUAUUUAUGGGUUUUAUCUACAGGAGAGUCUAAUCGAUUUAACAAUCAUUGACACACCAGGAUAUGGAGACACACGUGAUAUUGAUAAGGACAAAGAGAUCGCCAUGGGUUUGCUUAAUUUAAGCAGAUGUGAUAACAGUAUCCAUGAAAUAGAUGCAGUGUGUCUGGUGAUUAAGUCAACCGUAAAUCGACUCUCUGAAAGACAAAUCUACAUAUUUGAUGCUGUUCAGUCUUUAUUUGGGAAAGAUAUUGCUGAAAACAUUGUCUUAUUCUUCACACAUUCAGCUGGAAAGCAACCUAAAAAUGCUCUGACGGCUGUUAAAGUGGCUAAACUCAAGUGUGCAGUGAAUGAUCAGAAUCAGCCACAUCAUUUCCUGUUUGAUAACUGUCAGUCAGAACCUGCCGAUGGAGAAGAUGAUAAAGAAGAUGAAAAGAUACAGGAACAAUCAUGGGAUCGCAGCUAUAAAGGAAUGGAAAAAUUUUUCACGUUUGUUGAAAACAUAAAACCAAAAACUUUACUGAUGACUCAAAAUGUGUUACAAAAACGAAAUCAGUUGGAAGCAAAAGUGUUAAAUUUACGCUCACGUGUUCAAGAGGUAGAACAAAAGCAAAAAGAGCUUAAACAAACCAAAGAAGCUCUGAAGAAAAAUGAGGAAUAUGCUAAGGAAAAAAAUAACUUUGAGUAUGAAGUUGACGUGCAGUACAAAGAUAGAGUUGAUAUUGAUCCAAAAAAGUGGUGCUUGACUAAAAAGGCAACAUGCUGCACAGUUUGUGAGGAGAACUGUCAUUAUCCAGGAUGCUGGUGGGCCAAAGAUCUCUCAUGGUGCAGCAUGAUGAAAGAUAAUCACUGUGCAGUGUGCACAAAUGAAUGCCACUACAGCAAACACAUCAAAGAAGCAAAAAUAUAUGAAUCAAAGACAAAGAAGGAGAAGAGAACAUAUGAAGAUUUAAGGAGGAAAUAUAAUGUCAAAAUUGAUGACACUGUAUCUGUGGCCACAAAGUUGGAAGAAAAUCUGAAAGAAUUAGAGAAAGAGAAAUUAAAGCUGGUGAUUGAAGCUUUUCACUGUGUGGAAACACUGGAGUUGAUAGCACUCAACACUGAUUCACUGCUCACACUUCAGCACAUUGAUUUUCUGAUUGACAAGCUGAAAGAAAUAAAUGAGCCUGACAAGGCCAAAACACUGGAAGACAUCAAGAAGAGAGCAGGAGAAGAAAAACAAGGAGCACUGGGAUACAUAAAAUGUUUAUUUAGAAAAAAAUAAAUAAAUCCUAUUGCUAGUUAAAAAAAAUUGAUAAAUUCUCUUUAAAAAGUAUCCUUUUAUGUGAUAUAAAGCUGCAUUGUUAAGAUGUGUUCAUAUACAUUUACAUUUUUUUGAGUUUGGCACAGAGUUUGGUGUUUAUGUUCAGUCUUAAAUCUGUAUGUUGUAUUGUCCUGCUGGAUUUAAUCAACAACAAUUAAUCAAUUGUUGAAACUUCAUUAUAAUUAUUUCUAAUGCUCAAUUUGCUCUUAAACUGUGACAUUGAUGGACUGUAUAAUAAAAAUGCAUAUAAUGAAAUACACGUGCUAGAGUACUGAAUCUGUCUGCUCUUGAAAAAGCAGAGGGAAUAUAAAAAUAUAUAUUUACUAAUUUCAAAGUAACUUGUAUGUGGUCUCAGUGGUUUAUAGAAACAGACCUUUCCCAGAUAGCAAACGGCCCACACAGCAAUCAGUGUA